Molecule: messenger RNA, 3898 nt
Organism: Xenopus tropicalis (tropical clawed frog)
Lineage: Eukaryota; Metazoa; Chordata; Amphibia; Anura; Pipidae
Gene: dcph1
Product: damage control phosphatase 1
Exons: 6
Coding region: 323-1609 (428 amino acids)
Molecular function (GO): protein carboxyl O-methyltransferase activity; fructose 6-phosphate aldolase activity; fructose-1-phosphatase activity
Source: RefSeq, a predicted model, not a curated record
GAGCUGUCAUUUUACUUCCGGGUAGGGAAAGAGUUUGGUGCUGAAAGUGAAGUCGGAGCGUUGCCUUAGUGAAUCAGCAAGAUGGACCCUCCCUGCUCACUCUCAGCCAGAUUUGAAGGGUAUGUCCUAGAGCAAAGAGGUGUGCCUUGCUCUGAACACAGCACAACACAACCUCUCAGCUUCUGCGAAGGCUAAGGAGCACCAGGGGCUGCAUGGUGCAGGAGAGCCUUCUACUCAAGAACCCCCAACAGCACUGCAUUUUGCACUUCUAUUAAAUGAAUGCUGGUGGUCUCCCUAUUUAGAAUUCUUAGCUACAGCUACCAUGUCCUUUGCAUACCUGACAAUUAGAGACAGAUUGCCACAAAUUCUGACUAAAGUGAUUGACACGGUUCAUCGAAAUAAAAAUAAAUUCUUUGAAGACAAUGGAGAGGAAGGUGUUGAAGCAGAAAAGAAGGCACUGUCUUUCUUUUCCAAACUGCGCAACGAAAUACAGACUGAUAAACCUGUGCUUCCUCUGACUGAUAACCAGUCUGAUACAGAGCUCUGGAACCAGUACCUGGACUAUCAGAAAACACUUUUAAAUAAAGGGGAGACACCCAGCUGGUUCAAAUCUCCAUGGCUCUAUGUGGAAUGCUAUAUGUAUCGGCGGAUUCAGGAAGGCCUUGUACUGAGCCCUCCGAUCUCAGAGUAUGAUGUGUUUAGGGAAGGGAAGACUGAAAGUUUCUUUCAAUCCCAGCCAGCCAUCAUAGCUCUUUGCACCUAUCUUCAGGAGCUCAAAAAUAAUGUAGCCAACCUGAGCGAAAAUCAAAAGAAAGAAGAGCUUUCUAAGCUUCUCCAGGUUUGUUUAUGGGGCAAUAAGUGUGACCUUUCUAUAUCAGGAGGCCUGGACAAUUCACAGAAAUUCAGUAUCCUGAGCUCUCUAGAAUCUUUCAUGCCUUUUAUUCUAGUUAAUGACAUGGAGUCAGUGUGGGCUGUGCUAUCGGGGAGCAAAAACCUAGAGAGUGGUAAAGAGUUAAUGAAAAGAGUUGACAUUGUCCUAGACAACGCUGGAUUUGAGUUAAUCACUGAUUUUGUAUUAGCCGAUGCCUUGCUGUCUCUUCGGCUUGCCUCUGAAGUGCAUUUCCAUGCCAAGUGCAUGCCGUGGUUUGUUUCAGAUACUACAAAGCAUGAUUUUAAUUGGACAAUCAAGCAUCUUCAAGCAGCCAAUCACAAAUGGAUGUCAAAGUGCGGGGUAAACUGGAAGGAGAAUUUACAGAGGAGCUGCUGGAUUUAUCAUGAGCAUCUUUUCUGGACUUUACCCCAUGAGUUCUGCAUGAUGGCUCAGACUGCUCCUGAUUUGUACUCAGAGCUGCAGAAAUCUGAUUUGGUUAUAUUUAAAGGGGAUCUAAACUACAGGAAACUUACUGGGGAUCGAAAGUGGGAGUUCACUGUUCCUUUCUUUCAGGCUCUCACAACAUUCCAUCCUGCCCCACUGUGUAGUAUAAGGACUCUGAAAGCCGAUGUGCAGGUUGGUUUAAAACCAGGUGUUGGAGAGCAACUUUCUUCCAAUGAGCCUGACUGGAUGAUCAGUGGGAAAUAUGGGGUGGUUCAGCUGUCAACUUCAGUGUGAUUGGGGUAGCACAAGUGGCCAAUUGCAACAGAGCCUGCCUGCAUGGUAAUCGUGUUUGGUGCUGUGAUUGGAAACAACACAGUACCCUUAAAAAUGCACUAAUCUACAGCAAUACAGAAUGUUUUGGGAGUUAAUGUAUGCGUGUUCUGCUGCAUGUAUGUACAAUAACAGUUCAUAUGCUGUCCUGAGAAAGAAAUUUCACAGCAAAAGACUUAGGUUACUGGAUCACACAUAUGAUCAAGAAUUUAUACUAGCUAAAGCAGCCUAUGAAGAUUGCACCUUAUAGUUACAAUUCUGUUGUUCGCAGUGGAAUAAAUUCUGUGCAGCAGACCCUGCAACAGUGGUAGGGCCCUCAAAUAUGGCAUUUUACAGUAGCCACUCUGGCAUUUGCCAGAAUCUACUGAUUGCCAGUGUAGACCUGUAUGUAGCACUAAGUAAGGGCUAAACUACACAGGUGAUUUUAAUCUGAUUUAGUCAGACUUAAUCUGAUCUUGUCAUGCAGCAGCACAAGAUUUUGUGGGAUACUACAAAAUCUGAUCCCACUGUGCUGUAAUGUAAGUUUAAAUCAAAGAGUCAGAUGGUGGGUUUUGUUCCUGCAUCUACAUCCGCCAGUCGGUGUAUUUCAGUGAAAAGAGAAAAAGUCUUUCAGACACCCUCCGAUUUUAUUUUUCCAGAUGCAGACACAGCAUGCAGCGUUCCCUUCCAACAGGCAUGUGGUGUUACAUCAGACAGCAAAUCUUUCAUGGAGUUGACCCAUGAAACUAUACCCGACUUAAAGGAUGUGUUCUGUCAAUAUGACGCCAUCCUACAAAAUUUCUCUUGUAGUUUAGCCCUAAAGGUGCAGGAAUAGUGUAACCAAAGGUACUGAGUGUUUGAGGCCUAUGUAAAUGGUUAUACUGCUGGAUGUACACGUUGUAGGCUAUUUUUUGUCUGCAACACUUACACUUCAGGCAGGUGUGUCAGUAGGAGCGCAUUUGAAAUAAAACACAAAAUACAAAUAGCGCAAUACGUCUAUUAAAUUAAAAAUUAAAAACAGCCACCAUGUGCAGCAGACAUAAUUUGUGAAAAGUUCUCCCACAUGUGUGAUCACACUAAAUUGCUCACCAGAUGGCAAUGUACUCAAGUCAAACAAUAUCUUGAGUGAAUUCAGUUUGCAGUGAUGCCGGGCUCCUCAGUAUAAUGCAGUAGAAAGAAGAAGCAGAGACCUACGAUUAAGAAUUGUUGACUUGACAAGAUAUAGUUUGGCUUGAGUACAUCUGGUGAGCAUUUAGUGUGAUCACACAUGUGGGAGAACUUUUCACAAAUUAUGUCUGCUGCACAUGGUGGCUGUUUAUAAUUUAAUAGUGCAAUAUGUCUAUUUGUAUUUUGUGUUUUAUUUCACAUGUUCCACAUGCGCUCCUACUGACACACCUGCACAAAUUUCCAAGACCCACUCAAAGGGGUUACCUAAAGAAGGAGCUGCAGAUUCGUUUGUACAAUCUUACAACAUAGAAGUUGCAUUGGUUUUCAAGAUCUUCUAUCAAAAGCGCCAAGGUUCUUUGGGGUAUUUUACACUUCAGGAAUGGAGUUAUGCCUGCUGUAUUUAGGCAGGAUGGCCCUAAAUCACAGUGCCAAAAAUAGCAGGGUUUACUAGGCAUGAGCAGGAUUUUGGGUGAAUCUGGAAAUUUCUGGGCAUAACUGAAUGUGACCUGUUGAUCAGGCCAUGGCCUACCUUGUCUUGAUUUUAAAAUGCUGAGAGUUAUGAUAAAGACAUGAGUUGGUCCAGGCCUUGCAGCAACAGUGGAGCCUCAGUCUAAGAGAAAGCAAAUCAGAAAAAUUCAAAAUAGGCCUUGGCAUUUCAAGUAGACAGAGGCCCAAACAGCCCCAGACAGGCCCACUUAAUAGUGACUGUCUAUGGCAUCUAACAGCAGCCCCUCUGGCAUUUGCCAGAAUCCACAGAUUGCCAGUCCAGACCUGGGCAACACUCUAAUAAAAGUAAGAUGCCUUUUAAUUAUACUGUAAUUGUUUGCUGGCUGAGGAUGAGGAUAUAGAAGCUGCAGGCUACAGGGGCCACAGUGUUGAUUUCCAGCUUUAGUGAAUAGUUUCAAAUAUGGGGAAAGUUGCAUACAGCAUCCAUCUUGCUUCUAAUCUUUCUAUGGCAAACUUGCCCCUAUGUUCUGCUGGCUUAUCAGCUGCAGUAUCCAAUCAGAUUUGCAUGUCUGAUGUUUUUCUAGAGCUGCUGCUUGCCUAAUGCUGUGAUCUGUAUGAAACAUGACAUUUGUUAAAAAAAAUAAAAUUAUAGAAAAAGUG